AUGUCACUUGGUCAACUUACCAUCAACAUCAAUGUCCACAAGUCUGGUACCACCUGUCACGGCUCACUGCAGGACCAAACCAUUGAAAGAACCCACCGUCCAGUGUCUAUUACCAGAAACUGGCCAAAGCCGCAUUCGCCCAUAACAUACGUGAUAAUGAACAGCGUCCAGUUUACUGACACCCAGAAGAAAAAAUUUGAAAUCAAAAAACGAGUUCAGGCCUUGCUUCCCGCUGAACUUGCUAGUUCUUUUGCUGCUUCCCAUACUGUGCCUUCACUUCCUGAAGAACAGCAUCUCCAUUCCUCUUCUUUCCGUAUAGCUUUUUGGGACACCCAAGCCCAAAACAUGGUUGCCAAACUAUCUGGUGUACCUGUUUCUACACCUCCUUCUCCCGACUCUCUGGUCCACAUACCUGUUCCCAGCUCUUUGCCCAUGAGUACUCCUCCUGCUCCAGUCAACCUUGCUGCUCCUGCUGCCCUGGCUGCCAUGACCAUGCCCAAGUUAAUUGCGGCUUUUACUGCUGCUCUCUGUAGCUCUCAGCUACCUGCUGCUUAUACUGCCCUGAACCCUGUUCCUGCUCCAGUAUCUUUGCCUCCCUUGGUACAGAUAGAACGGCCAGAUUUUUAUCAUGGGGCCUGCUCUGCCAAUGCAAUCGAUGGUUGGGUUUGUUCUGUAGAACGUUUUGCUGAGCUCCACCGCAUGGAUUAUGACAGCUGGACAUCAUAUGCCAUAACUUUGCUUCGUGAUGGUGCUGACGUCUGGUGGCAUCGUCUGGAAGAUAAUGAUCGCAUUUGCUCUCUGCACCAGACUGGUUCUGUUGAAUCAUAUAUUGACACUUUUCAAGAUCUACGUAUGGAUAUUCCAUCCAUGACUGAGGACGAGGCUCUAGAGAGAUUUGUUAGUGUCCGCUUCUGGGAACUCUUGGACCUUGCCGAAGCCGCCCGCACUGCUCUAGCUUUUGAGAAUAGCCACUGCCCUGUCCCCACUUUCCGCCCAGAGGUUGUUCUGCAGUAUGUUUGCAAUAAUGGUCCCACCCCUAUGGACCUUGACGCUAUGGAGUGGAGAGGGUUGAUGCGGACCAACUACCAGGGAUGCUCAGGCCAGCGCAGUAACCAAAGCUCUGCCAGCCGUUCCAACGUGAGACCACACCAACAAGGAGGUAGAGAUAACCGCAAGUGUUUCUGGUGUGGCCAGAUUGGACACCUUCGCCAUUUCUGUUCAGAAUGUACUGCUGCCAUCUGCCAGUUAGACGAAGGAUGA
Messenger RNA from Phycomyces blakesleeanus NRRL 1555(-), 1260 nucleotides. RefSeq names its product CCHC-type zinc finger transcription factor. The coding region runs from base 1 to 1260 and encodes 419 amino acids. Lineage: Eukaryota; Fungi; Mucoromycota; Mucoromycetes; Mucorales; Phycomycetaceae. The record is from RefSeq and is a predicted model, not a curated record. The transcript has 4 exons. Gene Ontology annotation, molecular function: nucleic acid binding; zinc ion binding.